Vespa crabro (European hornet) is the source of this 3132-nucleotide messenger RNA. RefSeq names its product putative neutral sphingomyelinase (gene nSMase). The record is from RefSeq and is a predicted model, not a curated record. The coding region runs from base 269 to 1450 and encodes 393 amino acids. The transcript has 6 exons. Gene Ontology annotation, cellular component: cytoplasm. NCBI's taxonomy places the organism in Eukaryota, Metazoa, Arthropoda, Insecta, Hymenoptera, Vespidae. Gene Ontology annotation, molecular function: sphingomyelin phosphodiesterase activity.
CGGACAGCCAAUCGGAUUGCGUCGAGGUCGUCUGGUCUCGCAAUAUUUCAGCAGAAUAAAAUAAUCAAUUGUCUACAUUAUUGAAAUUAUUUAGGUGAAUGUAUGUGAUGAUGUUAAAAUACAGUAGUUUAUGGCCAAUAUAAAAAUGAUGAAAAAGUGAUGAUGUGGCAUGACCAUAUUGAACAAUACUAAUAAAGUUGUCACUAGUGAAAUUAUAUUUGUAACGUAUUGGAGGUUAUAAUUAUAAUUUUUUUCAUAUCAUUUUUCAAUGAUGUCACACGAGGCUAUUAUCAAUUUUCUAACAUUGAAUUGUUGGGGUAUUCCGUACAUUUCAAAAAAUAGAAAAAUUCGUAUGGAAGCGAUCGCCGAAAAGCUUUCUACUGAAGAAUACGAUAUAAUAUCGUUACAAGAAGUUUGGUCUAUUGAUGAUUUUAAAAUGAUUAGAACUAAAGUACAAGAAAAACUUCCGUAUUCGCAUUAUUUCCAUAGUGGUGUUCUAGGAUCUGGGGUUUGUAUCUUCUCUAAAUAUUGUAUUGAAGAUGUAAUGUUUCAUAGGUGGCCUUUAAACGGCUAUUUUCACAAAAUACAUCAUGGUGAUUGGUUUGGUGGUAAAGGUGUUGGCCUUUGUAAAAUAAAAAUUGAAGAUAUCAAUGUCAAUAUUUAUGCUGCACACUUACAUGCAGAAUAUAAUAAAGAACACGAUGAGUACGCAUCGCAUAGAGUUUUGCAAGCAUUUGAUACAGCACAAUUUAUUAGAAUGACAAGCGGUGGCUCAGAUGCUGUGAUAUUAGGUGGUGAUCUUAAUGCCGAGCCACAAGAUUUAGCUUAUAGAAUUAUAUGCGGCGUUGCUGGAUUAGUAGAUGCUUGCUCAAAUAACUUCAGUAAUAUUGGGACCAAUGAAUGUGCCAAAAAUAGCUAUACAAGCACAAGAGUUGCAAGAAAGUAUCCGGAAGGGAAACGCAUAGACCAUAUUUUAUACUUAUGUUCGCCAAAUUUUAAGAUUAACGUAACAAAUUAUCAACAACCUUUUCCUGAAAGAGUACCUAAUAAAAAUUGUAGUUAUUCAGAUCACGAGGCUAUUAUGGCAAGUUUGAAAUUAACUAAUGGCAUAUAUAAAAUUGAUAAUAUUGACAUAAGAGAAUCCUUACAAGAAGCAAUUAGAAUAUGUGAAUCUGCCAUGAUAUCUGUACGUUAUCAGUGUUUCUGGUAUUUGCUAGCUGUUUUUUUACUUAUUAUACCAAUAAUUUGGUCAAUGGGACUAGAUUCUACUACUACAUCCAUAGGUAUAUGUAUAGGUCUUAAUAUAGGCCGCUUAUUUUUGACUGCAUUACUGUGUUAUGCUUUGUUUAUGAGUAUUAUAUGGAAUAGAGUAGAAAGGAAUGCUUUGAAAGCAGGUUGUUUAGCAAUGAAGAUUCAUUUAAUACAAUUAACCAAUAGAUUCUCUAACUAAAUGCAUUUGCAUACAUAUAAAUGCGUCUGCAAUUAUAUCUUAAUACUUUUACUAAUUCAAAGGCUGUACUAAUGAUAUAAUCAAAGAAAAAUUAAUAUUAAUAUAAAAUAUAUUUUAUACAAGUACACCAUCCAAUCAUCUUUGACAAUAAAUGAAAGUGUACAUUUCUACAAUUGCAAGUCUUACAUUAAUAUGAUAACUGUCACUUUCAUUAGACUAUUCGAUAAUAUAUCUUAUCUUUUUUAGACAUAUUUGCCAUAUCGCUGCAUUUUAUUGAUUUAUUCAUUCAUGUAUACCUGUUUGUAUAUAUAUAUAUAUAUAUAAGAAAUAUCUUAUAUAUAAAUAUGUAUAAGAAAAUCUACUUGAGUACAUUUAUCUGUCUUUGCUCUAUUUCACGUCAUAAUAAUCUUAUAAAUCUGGAUAUAUUAUCUGGUGGUCAAUAUAGCAAUUAAGAAUAAAUUUUUGAUAUAUAUUUAUUUCAAUUAAAAAAAUUUGCAUCUUUCAUCAUAUUGUAUAAAUGCAUUAACAUUUACAAAUUUAGUAUUCAUAUGAUUAUAGGAUAUAAGAAAGUUUUAAUAAAUAUAUAAAUAAUAGUUAUAUUAGGUAGUCGGCGAUCUAGUAAUAAAGACCCUUAUAAAAAAAUAAACAUGUUUUUAUAUUUAUAUUUAUAUAUAUUUUGUCUCUUUGACAAUCAUUUAUAGUACUUAUUGAUAAUACAUUAUGAUAUUUCAUUUGAUGUACAUGAUAAAUAUUAUGAUUCGUAAAAGCAUAAUAGAAUAACAAUUACAACUUAUAUUUGUUUACUUCAUAUCACAUUAUGAUUAUUGCUAUAUACUAUGUUGUAUAUUAUAUAAUACAGCAAUUCAAAUAAUCUUGAGAAAAAAAGACUAUUGUUUUAAGAAAUUUCUAAAAAUGUGUGUGUGUGUGGGCGCCCGCGAACGUGUACAGGGUGUCCCAAAACUCAUAAUUGAUCUUCAAGAAAAUCAAAAAGGAUAAAAUUUGGGAAUGAUAGUAAGUUAUUUAACAAUUAAGUUGACCAAUCUUAUGCGCGUUAUAACAUAGCAUAAAUUGAUCGAACAAGGAGUAUACGAAGUAAAAUCAAAGUACACGAUUCAUUGUUGCCUUCGAGAUGCUGAUAGCUCUUGCGAAUUUCCAACAGCUCGUUGUCCACCACUCUUCCAGCCAGCAUAUCUUCCUCUAUUCUCAGAUUAUUAAUACUUCGGGACUUUACCUCUAAUACCUUAUAGCUAUUAGGCGAUUUUCAGUUGGCAUAUAAAUAUCUAAUCGCGUAAAUGCCUGUAGAUAUGGCCAACGACGAUUUGGAUACCGUAAUGCAUUAUCUUUACCGUAGUGCAUAAUUAGGUAAAUAAUGACCGGAGAAAAAAGUGACAAAAGAAACUUCGUCUGUCUCUAAAUUUUUCCCUUUCAAUCUCUCAAAGAUUAAUUAUCAGUUUUGGGAUAGCCUAUAUAUAUAUAUAUAUAUAUAUGUAUGUAUUGGUGCAAUAUCUUCAGUAAAAAUUUACUUAUAUAUAUUAGAUAUAUUAUUAAUUCUAUUAUAGAUUCGUGUAUGCAUUAUAUUUUCUAUACGUAACUUUAUAUACAGCAUAAUUACUUGGAGAGAGAGAGAGAGAGGGGGGGGGAGAGAGAAAAGUUUUUCUAAUAAAUAAGUGUACGUUUACAUA